Molecule: messenger RNA, 828 nt
Organism: Rhea pennata
Lineage: Eukaryota; Metazoa; Chordata; Aves; Rheiformes; Rheidae
Gene: PTS
Product: 6-pyruvoyltetrahydropterin synthase
Exons: 6
Coding region: 13-459 (148 amino acids)
Biological process (GO): tetrahydrobiopterin biosynthetic process
Cellular component (GO): mitochondrion
Molecular function (GO): 6-pyruvoyltetrahydropterin synthase activity
Source: RefSeq, a predicted model, not a curated record
CGCGGCCCCGCCAUGGCGCCGCCCGCCGCCCGCCUGGCGCGGCUCUCCCGCGCCGUCACCUUCAGCGCCUGCCACCGGCUGCACAGCACAUCGCUGAGCGAUGAAGACAACUUGAAGCUCUUCGGGAAGUGCAAUAAUCCAAACGGCCACGGGCACAACUAUAAAGUUGUAGUCACUGUGCGUGGAGAGAUUGAUCCAGUCUCAGGAAUGGUUUUAAACCUGACAGAUCUGAAAGAAUAUAUGCAGAAGGCGAUCAUGGAGCCACUUGACCACAAAAAUCUGGAUAAGGAUGUGCCCUACUUUGCUGAGGUUGUGAGCACCACUGAGAACGUUGCAGUGUUCAUCUGGGAAAACCUCAAGAAACUCCUGCCCACGGGGACUCUUUAUAAAGUCAAAGUGUACGAAACGGACCAGAACAUUGUCGUGUACAAAGGAGAAGAAACAAUCUCUGAGAAGUGAAAUGAGCUUAAACUUAAUUGAUCAGAAACCCCACUGCCUAAUCACAUCAGUGAAUUACUUCAGCACUGUGCACUGUCUCUCUUACAUGUAGGCAUUGAUUAUGCAUUUCAUAAGAACAGGAAUAUGUAUUUUACAAGAAUUCUUGCAGCAAUCUGGUGGAUGGAGUUCAGGAAUUUGUUGAUUUGUCUGCUUUUUUUUCCAAGACAUUCCUGUUUUGCAAAUCCCAACCAUCAAGCUGAUAUAAAAGCUGCAGUUGUACUGUAUUAAAUAAAGUAGCUUCCUAGAGAGUGGAUGGUCUGGCAAAGUAUAUCCUUUGCAUUCACAAAAGGCUUUGAUUUUCUCUAAUUAAACAUUGGAUUAAUUUAUGAA